AGCUUCUUGCCACAUCACAUGUAUAAGAGCCAAUAGGAGAAUUGACUGCGUCCUCAAAACAACGAUACUGUCUCUUUUCCCUUCUUGCGUAUCUUCGACGAAGAGUUUUUGUUAGAUCAGAAAAUGACAAACACCAUGCAGCUCCAGAUUCGUGGACAAGAGACAACUAUCAUUGAUUGUAUAGAUAAUGACAGAAUACAACACAUAAAGAAAAAAAUUGCAUGCCUUCAUGGUAUCGAGGAAGAAUUCAACCUUUACUGCAAUGGGAGUUUAUUAACAGAUGAAGCAUGUGUUGGUGAACUUCCAUCAAAUGUACUUGAUUUGACUGUUCCCCUACGAGGAGGAAAAGUUCACGGUUCUCUGGCACGUGCUGGCAAAGUGAAGGCUCAGACACCCAAAGUUGAAAAACAAGAGAAGAGUAAAAAGAAGACUGGCCGUGCUAAACGACGCAUUCAGUAUAACCGCAGAUUCGUUAAUGUCGUCCAAACCUUUGGUCGCCGACGUGGACCUAAUGCCAAUACAAAUUCAUAAGGAAAAAUAUAUUAUUAUAUUAUUUGUUAUAAGAAAUUCAAAUAAAAUGUCCUAUAACUAAAA
Camponotus floridanus (Florida carpenter ant) is the source of this 594-nucleotide messenger RNA. RefSeq lists its product as uncharacterized. Gene Ontology annotation, molecular function: structural constituent of ribosome. Gene Ontology annotation, cellular component: cytosolic small ribosomal subunit; ribosome. The record is from RefSeq and is a predicted model, not a curated record. The coding region runs from base 124 to 531 and encodes 135 amino acids. The transcript is spliced from 5 exons. NCBI's taxonomy places the organism in Eukaryota, Metazoa, Arthropoda, Insecta, Hymenoptera, Formicidae. Gene Ontology annotation, biological process: translation.